Durio zibethinus is the source of this 1895-nucleotide messenger RNA. Its product is annotated as gibberellin 2-beta-dioxygenase 6-like. The record is from RefSeq and is a predicted model, not a curated record. Lineage: Eukaryota; Viridiplantae; Streptophyta; Magnoliopsida; Malvales; Malvaceae.
CAACAUGCCUGAAAUGAGCAAAAACCUUGAAUCCUACCCUCCUGUCUUUCGCCAGCUGAACGGUGCUCCCCAGAUAGCUGAAAUGAAAAACUACUCCAUGGAAGACACCCAAGAUUCAGUUCCUAUUCCUCUGGUGGAUCUUCAGUGUCUUAGCCUGGAUAAGCUUGAAGAUGCUUGUAAAGAUUGGGGUCUUUUUCGUUUGGUCGACCAUGGGAUUCCUCCAAGCCUUUUGAGCAAACUUCAAGACCAUGCCAAAAUGUUAUUUUCUCUAUCCUUUGAGUCCAAGCAAGCCCUAUUGACUAGCCCUAUGUCUUACUUUUGGGGCACCCCUGCCCUAACCCCGUCGGGGGCUGCCCUAAGGGGUGCCUUGAAUAUCAAUUGGUUGGAAGGCUUAAAUGUUCCACUCAGUCAACUCCCACAGUUGCAAACUGAAGAUCCUAGGCUUGAUGGUUUCAGGCGAUUGUUGGAAGAAUAUGGAAGGCACCUUUCAAGAAUUGCUACAACCUUGUUUGAAGCAAUGGCGAAGAAUCUCAAUCUGGGUCCUAAACAAUCGGAGUCCAAGUUAGAUGAAUCCACUGGAUUCAUACGUGUUUACAGGUAUCCACCUGGCUCCUUGGCUAACGAGGCUUGGGGCAUGAUCGCACACACAGAUAGCUCAGUGCUUUCCAUAGUGAACGAAGACCAAGUUGGGGGACUUGAAAUUUUCAAGGACAAUAAAUGGCUCCUGGUUAACCCAAUUCCUAACACUCUUAUAGUCCAUAUUGGUGACAUGAUGCAGGCUAUAAGCGAUGACGAAUACAUCAGUGUGAAACAUAGAGUGAGAGUGAAGAAGCAGGAGGAACGGUUCUCAAUAUGCUACUUUGUAUUCCCAGCAGAAGGCAGUGUGAUUCACAGCUCAAAAUACAAACCUUUUACUUACACCGAUUUCCAAGAACAAGUGCAAAAAGACACCAAGACUCUAGGAUAUAAAGUUGGUCUCCAAAGGUUCAAGCUUGAUGCAGAUGCUUAAUCAGUUAUGUUGUAUUUUCUUCUAGUAAUUCCUUCAUUGUGGAAAACCUUAGAUUCAAUCCUACCCUUAAUUACUCCUCAGCUGACUAACAAUAUAUAGUCAGCAAAAAAUGCGGUGCUCAAUGGGUUCUCUUCUCUUUCCAAUAUUUCUUUCUUGCGAAGAUCGAUUGUUGUAUAAAACCAAAUGCCUGGUUGCUGAUCUAAUAUAAAUUUGUAGAGGACAUGGAAAAAACUAUGAACCAGGCCGCGGAACCCUCGAGAAAAUGAAGUAAACAAAGGAUAUGCUUUGCACUUUGCCGUUUGCUAUCUAAAUCUCAAUAUUUUAUAUUCAAAUUUUAAUACUUAUAAUCUUCUUAUGUCUUAGUUAUGAUUUUUUUAUAUAAAAGAAUACAUAUCUUAUUGAGGGUGGACUCAUUUGAUUCCAUUUCUAAAUACGUCCAAACGAUUUUUGCUAGUGAAUAGUAUAGUAAUAGUGAAAGAUGAGAAUGAAUUUAUAUUAAAGAAUGUGCAAAAGCAAACUUUCUCCUUUCUCCUUUCUCUUUUCUCCUUUGGAUGCUAAAAAAGACACUGUUUUUUUCACUGUCAAUGGUACUUUGCUUUGAGGGUAGGGGGCCCUAAUUGAUGAAAUUACACCUAAUACUUGUCGUUAAACAAAUGUCGAAGGGGCUGCAUUGUAUUUUUCAUUUUUCAGACAUCAUAUCACAACUUUACCUAAUUUGGGAUAGUUGUGAGGUAUUUGGAGAUGCAAAACUAUAUUUUGAUUUGAUAAACCCAUGUGAAUAUUGUCUCUUAUUUUUUGUUGCCUUUUUUGUGAAUGAUUAAACAAAGCCACCUUAUAUAUAUCCUUGUCCCACUAACUUAAAAACUGACAAUUAUAUGCUUGUCAU